AAUUCGGCCUCGGAGAAUCUGUUAUCUCUGUCAAGAACUCUAUAACCGGUUGCAAAGAGAAUUUUCUUGGAGAGCUGGAGAAAAUGUGAGAAAGAUUUGUUUGGCGAAUCGGAAAUUAAUUAGCAUAUCUUGUUUCAUCUGAGAAAGCUCAAGAAAAUGCCUAGAAACGGCGAGGAAGGGAACGUUCCUGUAGCUUCGUCAAGCACCCGGGUCAGAGCCAGACCGGACCCUUUCUUGGUAGCGUGUAGAUGCUUCAGCUUAUUGACCGGUUUGGCUGCGAUCCUUUGUAUCGCUGUCAAUAUCCUCUCUGCUGUGCGCUCCUUCCAGAACAGAUCUGAUGUUUUUGAUGGCAUAUUCCGUUGUUACGCUGUGUUGAUAGCUUUUAUUGUGGUUCUGGCCGAAACGGAAUGGAGUUUCAUAACCAAGUUCUGGCAGGUUUUGGGAUACUGGGUUGGCAGGGGUAUGCUGCAGAUUUUUGUUGCAGUAAUGACAAGGGCUUUCCCUGACUAUCUUGGGGAGAUGAAGGAUCUUGUUCUUCUUCAGAAUAUAUCAUGCUAUCUGCUUCUUGCUUGUGGUGUGGUUUAUGUUGUCUCGGGAAUACUAUGCAUUGGUUUUCUGAAGCGUACUCGCCAGCAGCAGGAAAUCACCAGAGAGCAAGCAAUCAAGGAUCUUGAGGAGUUGCGAAGGCGCAAAGAGGAGCUUGAACAACUGCUUCUCCCUGAAAGUGUUUGAAACUUUGUAAAGGAAUUGUGACUGACUAACUCAUUACUUAGUGUAAAGGUACAGCCACUGGAAAAAGCCUGAAUUUUGGUCGCUGUUUUGCUGUUUUAUACAAGGUUGUUUGCUCAUUCUUUGUACCUAUUGAAGUUUUUUCCUGUAAAUUUGGUGAAUUGAAUUACUUCAGUAGGCAAAUGCCUGAGUCUUGAUUGCUGUGUCAUACAAUGUGGUUGUCCAGUCUUUGUAAAGUGUGAAUUUUGUUCUGUAAGUCAGGCACUUGAUAGUGAAUAGGUAAAAGUAACAGCCACGAUUCUGAUU
Molecule: messenger RNA, 1035 nt
Organism: Prosopis cineraria
Lineage: Eukaryota; Viridiplantae; Streptophyta; Magnoliopsida; Fabales; Fabaceae
Exons: 6
Coding region: 157-732 (191 amino acids)
Source: RefSeq, a predicted model, not a curated record